Molecule: messenger RNA, 2998 nt
Organism: Cyprinus carpio (common carp)
Lineage: Eukaryota; Metazoa; Chordata; Actinopteri; Cypriniformes; Cyprinidae
Product: inositol 1,4,5-trisphosphate receptor-interacting protein
Cellular component (GO): membrane
Source: RefSeq, a predicted model, not a curated record
GAAAAGAAUCUUUUUUUUUUUUUUCGUGCUUAAAGUUGGGAUUCUGAAAGGAUGGAGGACACAUUACUAAAGGUGUUUGUCGUGGUCGUCAGUCUGCUUCUCUCAAAGGAUCCCAAUGUCGUUCACGACCAAGAUGAUGACAUCAUGGUGAGCAUGCAAGACCAUGAGCACUUUCUGUUGGAGGAAGGGGCAAAGCUAGAACAUGGGGAGCACAGUGUUGCCAUGGAGCUGCCACAUUCAAUUCAGGAAGAGUCCCAAAAUCAUCGCAGGGUGCCGAAAGGAGAGGGGGACACAUCAGAUGUUCAACAAAUUAGGCCAAAUGACAAGACCACAGUGCUGCACGAGGAGCAGGGAGAGCAAAAUGACUUCCAUCAAAAGGCAUUUGCACCAGAUAACCAGGAAAUAUUGGAUAUUGACACAGACAAACGUACAUUGCAUAUGUCAAAGGAAGGCCUAACACAUGAGCAUGUCAAUGAGGACCAGUCAGGGCCCACUGUGGACCAGAACGUCUCUCAGGGGGAUGUGGUACACCCGGAAAAGCCACAAGCUUGCUGGACUGACACCCAUCACGAACAUCAAGUUGAUAAGGGAUUAUUCAUUGACCAAAACAUACUAACUUCAGGUCAAAGGUUGACAACGAUAACUCAAGGGAAACAAUCUAGUGACCAAGAGGACACCUACAGUUGGUACCUUUGGAAAACACUGUCCUUGAUUUCAUUUUUUCGUAUUUUAAAAAAUUUCCUCAGAAAGGGUUUCAAGCUGAAAAGUAAGAUGCUGAGAUGCUUGAACAUGUCCCUGGUUUCUGAUCUUGAUUCCAAGACCUUAACUAGCUUCCAUAACCAGUGUGUCCUGGUUCCACCCAGUCACAGUUGGCAAACUUGUGAGUUUGUAGAGGGUUUUGUGAAUGACCUGCUGGAAGCUGUGAGGACUACAGGUUCAGACAUGGAGAUUGAGGACUUUGUUGGUGUUGGGAGCUUAUACGAGCAGUGGGCUUCAAGAAAGAGCAUCGUGUGUGACAUACAUGUACCCGUCGUCCCUCCAAAGCCUUAUAGCUUAGAGUUUGAGCUUUUGAAAGAAAGUAGAGGUUCUUCAACCAUCCAGUACUGUUGCAGAGUCAAGAUGGUCAAAGGUGGCGCCAGUUCAACCAUCUGCCCUUGCAGCAAUUCCAACCUAGAUGAUGAUGAUACGUUGUGUCUUCUACAUCCAGAUAAAAAAGAAGAUCAUGUGACUGAAAAGAACAUUUAUGACCUUCUAUGUCAAGAAAAUAGCUCAUAUCUUGCUAAAACGCAUGUUGUGAAGUGGUUUAAGACAGCCGUUAGGAAAGCAUGGGAUGAGAUCAGCCACAAGUAUGAGUUUGACCUACUAUUCCAGAAUAGAGAAAACCCUGGGAGUCUCAAAGUUCGUUUCAGGUCAGGUUGGGUCAUUCUGUUCAAUCUCACACCUGUGGUCAGAUUUAAAGACUCAGAGGUACAUCUGAUCCCGUAUUCUCCCUCUGGCAUAUUCUCGGACACCCAUUGGCCUGUAUGUUUUAUGCGCUACGAAAACGCCCUUCUUCAACACAUAACCAAAACGCUUCCAGACAAUGCAUGCCAUAUUCAUUGCCUACAGAUCCUUUCCUUCCUACACAAACACCAGACUGGCCUGACUGGACCAUGUGGGCUAACAAACUACCACUUGAAGAAUGCAGUGUUACAUCUUCUGGUAAACAAAACCUUAUCUUGGGACCCUGAGCAGAUGGCUUGCAGACUUGAUGAUCUGCUGACUUUCUUAAAGCAAAAACUCAAAGCUAAAUCACUAAACCAUGCUCUUGUUGGGAAUCCUCUCAUUCCUAGUGAGAUUGGAUUUCCAGAAGAGUUCGGAGUGGGAAAACCUGUUAACUUGUUUCUGCCAUUGUCAAAUGAAGAGUUGUACUUAAAAACAAAUAGACACUUACUGGAGAUGAUUAGAAACAUGCCAGUCCUGAUAUAUGAAUAUGGAUCAAUGAGAAACAUUCUAUAAGAAAAAAAUUAUGAGAUGCUGUGCCGGAAAUGCUUAAAUGUACUUUUGCUCAGUUGUUCAUUAUUUCAUAAUGCAUCUAGUCUUUUGGUGACAAAUGUAAAGACACAAAAGAAUUUGUGAAUUCAGUUUAUCAUAUUAACUUCACAAGGCAUAACUACAUAGUUGGCACAUUUAGAGUCCUUAAGACAUCCGUCAUCAGUAAAAGACAUCCUCCUAGUAAUCAUCAUCUGAUUCCCAGAACAGCUCAAAGUCAUCAUGGCCAGCUGAAGAAAAUUCAGGCAUAGACUCUUCUGGUGAAAGAUGUGAUGAGGUUUCUGGGCCCAAGAUGGCGGCGCCAGUGUUUUCUCGUUUGUCUGCGUAGCUUAUCUGUGUCUGUAUUUGUGUUUUAUAAACUUAACCUGAUUACCUGAUUCGGAAUAAUUUUCAUUCUGGGUCUCAGAUCUGUGCUAACAACUUGGUAAACAUUAAAUAAUAACAUAACCCGAUAACAACAAAACGAACUGGUCUGGCUACAUUGAUAAUAUGAGGCUACCGAUUUACCUGCUGCUCGCUUAUGUGUUGAGCUCACCGACUGUGGAUGCUCCCGGAUCUGGAUCAUUUGCAUCUUCCAGGAUUAUUCUCCCAAAUUCUGCAACUAUGCUGUUUCCUGAUACUGGUGGCUUUACAUCAAUCCACAUGGCUUCAUCGGACUUUUAUGACUUUUCUAUUAAGAUCUUGCACAAGUACGAACUUUUCAGUUGGACAGAAAUAUGGCAGUUCCAGUCCAUCUCCUGCAAGCGUGAUCAUGGAAUCAGCAAUGCACGCCCGACAAGAUCAGCAAGUUUUUGGAUUAUUUUACUCCUGUUCCUAUCAGGUAACAUCCAUCCCAACCCAGGACCAGAAAUGAUUGACCUUUUGAGCCCUAAUGAUUUGAAAGAUAGCAGUGGCUUGCGUUUUAUUCAUGUCAAUGUGCGCAGUCUGUUUAAUAAAAUCGAUGCUAUUUGUCUGUGGGCUAAACUGA